Molecule: messenger RNA, 897 nt
Organism: Akanthomyces muscarius
Lineage: Eukaryota; Fungi; Ascomycota; Sordariomycetes; Hypocreales; Cordycipitaceae
Exons: 1
Coding region: 1-897 (298 amino acids)
Source: RefSeq, a predicted model, not a curated record
AUGCCGCAGGCUUCUCCCUUGAACGUGGCUCUUGCGCGAAUGAAUGCAGAGUUCCUGAUCGCAGGACACUCUUCGUCUUUGCUAGGAGGACAAGAUGUGCGUAAUCCACUACACGGCCUCUACUCCGAUACGAAGCGCCUACUUGAGCAUUACUGCCCGAAGGACUCCAACAAUGCUUGGGCUGUUUCCGACAGGGAUGCAGCGCUCCUCUCCAACUUUAGUGCGGAAAUCUACCAAGCCAUUUUGCGCGCCGAAUGUGUUUACUUGCCCAAAUACCUCUACACCGAGGAGCAGCUUUGGGAGAAGGAAUUUAAGCGGGUGAUGCCUCGCCAUGCGGAGACGCUGGCUCUUCGCUUCGCGACACCAGACCAGAAAGACAACGAUAAGAUUGAAAAGCUGCUCGCCAAACUUGAUUCGCUUCACCUCUGGCAGGUCCCACGACUCAUCAACGUCGACACGGGCGGCGCUGAUGCUUCUCCAAGAUCCCCAAAGCACUGCACCGCUAGCGAGGCAGUCGAAAGAGACACCAGAGCGGCGAUGGCUGACGCCGCACACAGCAGUGCUUCUCGUACCCAUGGAUGGGAGCCGCCUGCCGGUGACGCUGGCUGGGACUCGCCCUCUGGUGGCAAUGAAUGGGGCUCGUCUGUCGGUGCCCCGACAGAGCCAGAUUCCAUCGAGGCUGCGCUGAAGCUCGGACUAGGCGACACGGAACGCCGAGUCAAGGCAAUCCAGGAUGCCAAGAAGAAACUGCAGAGCAAGCUCGCGAUCGUCGAGGAGGCCGAGACUGCUGUGCUCAAGGCUCAGGAUGCCAUUCAGCAGGCUCAGAAGGCGAUGACGCAGUCGGACCUUGCGCUGCUACAGUCGCAGGUGAACAGUCUGGCAUUGGCCCUCUGGUAA